Messenger RNA from Tupaia belangeri chinensis (Chinese tree shrew), 398 nucleotides. It is a transcript of the gene SPX, whose product is annotated as spexin hormone. The record is from RefSeq and is a predicted model, not a curated record. Lineage: Eukaryota; Metazoa; Chordata; Mammalia; Scandentia; Tupaiidae. Gene Ontology annotation, cellular component: cytoplasm. Gene Ontology annotation, molecular function: neuropeptide hormone activity. The transcript has 6 exons. Gene Ontology annotation, biological process: positive regulation of gastro-intestinal system smooth muscle contraction. Bases 1 to 351 code for a protein of 116 amino acids.
AUGAAGGGACUCAGACGCCUGGCAACCAUAGCGCUGGCUCUUUUCCUGGUGCUUUCUUUCCUGGGAAACUCAAAAGGAGCCCCACAGAGACUCUUGGAGAGAAGGAACUGGACUCCUCAAGCUAUGCUCUACCUGAAGGGGGCACAGGGGCGCCGCUUCAUCUCCGACCAGAGCCGGAAGAAGGACCUCUCGGACCGGCCACCGCAGGAAAGACGAAGCCCAGACCCCCAGGUGCUAACUCUGGCAGAGGCAGCAGCCCUGUUGCUGGCUUCCCUGCAUAAACUGCGAGAAGGUGGGGAAGGAAACGUUGAUGAAACCAGAUUCCUGGAAGGCGGGCUAUUAAACUGGUGAAGAUCUCGCAGAUGAUGUUCAAUUAAAGUUCUAUUCUUGGUGACACA